CUGGCGAGAGGCCGCGCGGAUCCGCCUCCUCCGCGAACGCAGCGACGCGAACGCAAACAUCGGCCUCGGGUUCGGCGCCUGGGACUCGGGCUGAUAAGGCUGCGGUGGGCGCUCUCCUGUAAUGUCAUGCUUGUGGAUAAUACCCCUUGUUAAUCGGCCGCCGCGCCCUCGGAACCCCGGCCAAGGGCAAAUUUAGAUCAUUAUGGCAGAACACCAGGAACACAGCAAGAUUUAUCAAUAUGUAAAAGUUCUCAUAUAUACUGCAUCACUGAUCAAGAUUAUAAGGCCACACAUAUCAGACCCAAUUACUUAUGCUGUCAAGAAAACCACAAGGGGGAAACUCAGGUUAAAUGUCCAGAGAAUUUCUCUCAAGAAGCUGAAUACUCUUCUCACUUCAUUACCAGGAUUUGAACCUGACCUAAAUGCUGAUGUCUUCAUUAGUGAAAGAAAGGCCAUUUAUUAUGGAAUUCAAAAUGGAGAAUGGUAUCAUGUGUUCUUUUUUAGUAGUCUGUGUAUGAAAACACCAAACAUGCAGGUAAUAAAGAGAAGAUGGAUUAGAGUUCAUAUACAUUCUGAUAUAGAUGACAAUCAUUGUUUGCUUUCUCCAAUAUUAUUUCAUAACUUACAGAAUGGCAAUCAUAACCAGGUAUGGAAUUUGGAAUUUGAUGAUAGUAUAAGCAGCAUUCUGUUUUCUGAUCAUGUGAAGAGAGUUUUGACACUGUGGAAAGAAGCAUGUGCUGUAAGAGAAAAGUGAAAAGGUAACCAUGGUACAGAGUUCACCAGCAACUGCAACAGAAGUGCAUGUGCAAAUUGUUGAAUCACCAGACUAUAAAUGUGGAAGUGAGCUGGAAGUACUAUUAUCUGAUGCUUUCAAAUCCCCCAAAUUAGCAGCUGUUGAAGACAUAUUAGGUCUUCCAGUACCAAAUCACUUGGGGUAUGAAUUUAGUACAGGCACUUCAGUAAUACCCCCAAAGUAUAUCUUCAUCAGAAUAUCAGUUCUUCAAAAAGAUCAUGGUAGUAAAACCAAGGAAUCAUUAUUGAUUUCUACAGAAACUGCAAACCUUUAUUUAGUUGGUACAACCCAUUGUUAUCUUCCACCACUUUGUAAAAGUUUUGAUAAAUGUGGCACAGUUGAUGUUCCUCCAGUUUUAAAAAGGACCUUCAGCAAUGUAACCAAUAUUCUGCAAAGUGAACUGAGAGAAAGGAAGCAAGAAGUGUUCUCAGGAGAGAGGGAUCUUAGUGAGAAUGUGAAGAAAAAGAAGUCAAGAAUACAGAAGGAUUCUUUUGGAAAUUUGGAGAGAGAGCACAGAGCAGGUGGUGCAAAUAUACUUAUGUUAGGAGCCACAGGCAGCGGAAGUGAACAGAUUAUAGAGCUGUCAGCAUCCUCAUUGAACCUUAGUGUUGUAUGGGCAGACUGCUGGCACUUGAAAGGAGACACAAGUGGUGGCACUGAGGCAAGGUUGCGUCAAAUCUUUUCAAAGGGAGCAGGACAAGCUCCAUGUGUUCUUGCCCUCACCAGUGUUCAUGCUAUUUCAAAGGAUCGUGAUGGAGGUGAAGAUGCUCGUGUGGUGGCAGCCCUGAAGGAAGAGGUUGCCAAAUUACCAGAUUUGCAGCCACCUGUAUUCCUGAUAGGCACAGCACCACACCGGACGCAGGUUUCUGAGGACCUUUGGAGCAUAUGGAGCCAUCAAGAAUGCAUAGAUAUACCUGAAUUAGGGGAGCGUAGACAGAUGCUAGAGUGGCUUCUUUCCAAAAGGCUGCAGCAGCACCAGUUUCUGACUUUGGCUCAACGCACUGCAGGUUUUGUGUUUGGAGACUUGCAGGCUCUUCUUUGUGCUGCUCAGAGGUACUGUGUGGAUCGCAUAGAAACCUCUGAGGACAAAUUAACUACACAAGAAAAAAAAGAGAAUGAUGCUGAAAGAUGCUCCACUCUGACGUAUGGUGAUGUUAUGAAGGCUCUUGAUGAAUUGCAGUCGAGUCGCAGUGAAGCAUUAGGUGCUCCACGUAUUCCACAAGUGAAGUGGAAUGAAGUGGGUGGAUUAGAAGAGGCAAAGCGGCAAGUUAUCAAUACUAUCCAGUUGCCUCUGCGUCAUCCAUCUUUGGUGUCAAAUAAGCUUCGCCGUUCUGGAGUGUUGCUGUAUGGACCACCAGGCACUGGCAAAACUCUCCUUGCUAAGGCAGUUGCUACAGAAUGUGGUUUAAACUUCCUUUCUGUGAAAGGACCAGAACUGCUUAACAUGUAUGUUGGCCAGAGUGAGGAAAACGUACGCCAAGUUUUCAGUAAAGCUCGUGCUGCAGCCCCAUGCAUUGUAUUCUUUGAUGAGCUGGACUCCUUGGCUCCGAAUCGUGGCCGCUCAGGAGAUUCUGGUGGAGUCAUGGACAGAAUAGUAUCAGCUUUAUUGGCAGAGUUGGAUGGAGUGUCAAGCUCAGCAGAUGUUUUUGUGUUAGCAGCAACAAAUCGCCCAGACCUGAUUGAUCCUGCUCUCCUCAGACCUGGCAGGUUUGAGAAACUUGUGUUUCUUGGUGUUUGUGAGGACCGAGCUGGGCAGAUCAAGGUUUUGCAAGCAGUGACAUCAAAGAUUCCGCUGGGAGCUGAUGUCUCCCUGGAGCAAGUUGCAGAGUUGCUGCCAUUAACCCUGACUGGAGCUGAUCUCUAUGCCUUGUGCGCCGAUGCUCUCUACAAUGCACUUCACCGCAUUACAUGCAAGAUUGCAGCAGGAGAAAUUAAUAAAGAUGAGGCAAGUGUUAGUGUGGUGGAAGAAGACUUGUCUUUGGCUGCCAGCCACUUGAUUCCCUCUGUCACGCCAUCAGAACUAGCACACUACAAGGCUCUCAGCACCACCAAGCAGAGAUAAUGGUUGUUUAUCUCAUUAUGUUGUGCAAUGUAUAUAAGGUUGGGAUUUUUAUGGUAAUUUCUUUGAUAAGCUACAAAGAAGAAUAUGUAAAUACAAUUUAUGAAAAAGAAAAAAAAUAAUAUAAUUAGAGUUAUACACUGUACCAUACCAGUAACAGUUGAAUUGGUUUUAUUUCAUUUUUUAAGGCAUGAAUAUUAAUAUUUAUAAAUUAUAUUGAUAUUAAACUUUCAUGAAUUGUAGAAGACUUUUUUUUAAUUUAAUCUGCUCUGAUUAAAUAUUUCAUUGUUAUUUUUAAAUGUUACUGUGCUUCAUUGUAUGAAAAUAAUAUGUCCAUUGUAAAUCCUGGUUUAUAGUGGUAUUACAAUUCUAAAGCUUGUUGGGAAAGCUUUAAUUUCAACUUGCUGUGCUGUGAGUAAUGAGGAAUGAAUUAUAUAUUUUUCCUGUACAUAUUUUCCCCAUCAUUGAACUGUAAACUGUUAGUUAACUAAUAAAGAAGUAAGCAAAUACAUAUA
This is a messenger RNA of Penaeus chinensis, 3367 nucleotides long. RefSeq names its product peroxisome assembly factor 2-like (gene Pex6). Lineage: Eukaryota; Metazoa; Arthropoda; Malacostraca; Decapoda; Penaeidae. The transcript has 13 exons. The record is from RefSeq and is a predicted model, not a curated record. Gene Ontology annotation, cellular component: cytosol; peroxisomal membrane. The coding region runs from base 765 to 2855 and encodes 696 amino acids. Gene Ontology annotation, molecular function: ATP hydrolysis activity; ATP binding. Gene Ontology annotation, biological process: protein import into peroxisome matrix.